AUGAAGUAUAAAGUUGGAGAACGGUUGGACCUUGAUGGCGAGCUGUGCACUCUCAGGUAUAUCGGUGCCAUCCCCGACUGGCCUGGGCAGGUAGCAUAUGGUGUAGAAUGGGAUUCACAGGGGAGAGGGAAACACAGUGGUACACUACAUGGAGUAAAAUACUUUGAGACCAGCAGACCAGACACAGGUUCUUUUCUGAAGGAAUCCAGGGUGCUCAAGACAGUGGGUAUUACCCGCACCCUGUUGGAAGCUCUUCAUUCUCGCUAUGGGGAAAAGCUACUGGAGCUUGAUGAGAUGUACAUAGGCUCCAAAAGACUAGAGGGGUAUGGAUUUGAGAAGCUCACGCUAAUUAAUAAUGACUACUUAAAUCUGAAAGUGCUAUCGCUGUCUAAACUAGGUAUCAAUAGGAUUGGCUCAGAUGAGGAUCUGAGCAACUUUGUCACCAACUGUUCCAAUGUCGAAGAGCUGGAUAUCACGAGUAACCUCUUCAUAGAUUUUGGUGCCGUUAUUUCGAUUGCAUCUAAUCUUCGUAAGCUUCGUACGUUGGAUGUAAGUAACAAUAAGUUUUCAAUAACAGGGGGUUUUAUGAAUCAAUGCUUGCAUGUUAAACGACUCAUUAUCAGGCAUUGCAGGCUGGACGUUACAUCACUUAGAAGGAUCUUAGAAGCGUUUCCAAACCUUGAAAACUUGGAUGUCCUUGACAAUUCCAUUGACGAUAUUGAUUCAGUUAAGCUUCCAAAAACCCUCAAGACAUUUAAUGUCUCUCAAAACACGAUAAAAUCCUGGCAAUCGCAAAGCUUAAAGGGCCUUCAGACGUUAAUAGCCGCUAACAAUAUCAUAGCGGAUAUCCCCCCAGAUCCUUGUCCAACUAUCAGGACGUUAGAUCUUUCAUACAAUAACAUCGCCCUGUGGGAUGUGGUGGAUAAGUUUCAAACAGUGUUUCCGAAUAUGCAUGACCUACGAAUCAACAAUAACAUAUUUAGUUCUGACGAAGAAGACACAGAUGAGUUCUACCAAAUAAUAGCGAGGAUCCCAAGUCUUACUAUGCUGGAAGGAAGUAUACUUGGAAAAGAUACGCGCCGAGAGGCAGAAUUAUACUUUAUUUCCAAAGUACGUUCUGGAGAUAUCUCUUAUGACUGUUCUUCAAUUCGGUGGAAGUCUCUGUUAUAUCACCAUGGUAUCAGUGACAACUCCACGCAGAACUUCAGCUAUGAAACGCUAUGGCAUGAUAUAUGCGUUCUGGAAGUACACUUCGAAGGAAAACAGUUAGAACUCCACUUGUUGAAUACAUCUUCAGUUCGUUUAUUGAAGAACUUGAUUGCGCAGCUACUGGACCUGGACUUACUGGCCAUGAGCUUAUCCUAUUCAAUAACUCCCGGGAUCGUUUCGGAGUUCAACUACGAAUUUUCUCCUCUCACGACUUUCGGAAUAAGGAGUGAUGCAAUUGUAUACGUGAACCCAAGCGACUGCUAA
Molecule: messenger RNA, 1473 nt
Organism: Eremothecium gossypii ATCC 10895
Lineage: Eukaryota; Fungi; Ascomycota; Saccharomycetes; Saccharomycetales; Saccharomycetaceae
Gene: PAC2
Product: Pac2p
Exons: 1
Coding region: 1-1473 (490 amino acids)
Molecular function (GO): protein binding
Source: RefSeq, marked provisional